Daktulosphaira vitifoliae (grape phylloxera) is the source of this 3228-nucleotide messenger RNA. RefSeq names its product dipeptidyl peptidase 9. NCBI's taxonomy places the organism in Eukaryota, Metazoa, Arthropoda, Insecta, Hemiptera, Phylloxeridae. The coding region runs from base 233 to 2791 and encodes 852 amino acids. Gene Ontology annotation, biological process: proteolysis. The record is from RefSeq and is a predicted model, not a curated record. Gene Ontology annotation, molecular function: serine-type peptidase activity; dipeptidyl-peptidase activity. The transcript has 16 exons.
AUAGUUAGUAGCUUAGUUAAUAAAAUUUACUAAUUUGUUACUGUUGUUAUUCUAUAUCUGCAUUUUUCUAUGAUUCUAUAGUUAGUUAUAGCUGCUUAAGUUUCAUUUCAUAAAAUGCCUUUUUUAAAUUUUGAUUAAAAAAUCUACUACUUUGAUUAGUAUAAAAAAUAAAUAUCAAAUUUAAUCUAAUGAUUUUAUUUUGCUUAUAAAAUUGUGUUUUCACUUAUAUAAAAUGUUGCCAAAUGACCAGGGUACAUGUAGUCCAUCAAUUAAUAAUUUGACUGAAACAGAUGCAGAAAAUAAUACCUUGGAAAAUAGUAAUCAGCCUAACAUGAAUUCUUGUAAAAAGAAAUCAUGGUCUGAGAUUCGUCAAACUGUGUGUGAUUUUCGUCAUCAACUCUCUGCAAUUUCAGUAUUGUCAAUUACUCAUAUAUCUUUUCGACAUUUACAAAGUGGAAAGAUACGAAUUUAUUUUCUUAGUGCUCCAGUAAAUGAAUUUGAAACACUAUUGUAUGUUGAUUUACCAAAUCAAGGUAUAAUAGGCCAGCUUCCAUGGCAACCUUUAAUUGAAUCCAAUUUCCCAACCGUUAUAAUGGGAGGUCGUUAUUCACGGGAAGAACAACUUUUAUCUGAAAGGAAAAGGUUGACCACUUUUGGCAUUACAUCAUAUGAGUUAAAUAGUGAAUCUGGUAGAAUUGUGUUUCCGGCUGCAAGUACAUUAUUUCAUUGUCUUGACAAUGAGUAUUCGAAUAGUAUGUUGUAUCCAACUGAAUUAAGGACUAGUGCUACAGGUGCUAAGCUUUCACCUCAAAUUUGUCCAAGUAAUAUUGAUCUUAUAGCAUAUGUAUGCAAUUUUGAUAUCUGGGUCACACAUUUAACUACAGGUAGUACUAAAAGAUUGACUUUUGCUCAUAAAGGAGGACGAUGUUUAUCAGAUGAUCCAUUAGCAGCUGGAGUACCUUCCUAUGUAAUGCAAGAAGAAUUUAACCGUUAUCACGGUUACUGGUGGCAACCAAAAAACCAGUCUGAAGAUGGGAUUUAUAGAAUAUUGUAUGAAGAGGUUGAUGAGAGUGAAGUUAAAAUAUUUCAUUUCCCUUCAUCAAAUUCAGCUGGUAGUGGUGAAAUUGAACAAUAUAGGUUCCCUCGAGCUGGAACUGCCAAUUCAAAAUCAAAUUUAAAAUUAGUUGAAUUCAAAUUAGAUGAAGAAAAUCAAAUAAUUUCAGUAAGAAAUUUAGAACUUCAAUAUCCUAUAGCACACAUGUUUCCUUGGAUGGAGUACUUGGUUAGAGUUGGAUGGACACUAAAUGAUAAUUUAAUUUGGCUAGAAAUAUUGGAUCGUAGACAACAAAGACUAGAACUAGUUAUUUUAUCAGUUGAUAAUUUUGUUGAGCUCGGAUCUCCAAAUUUGACUAGUACAACACCAUCAUUAACUUAUUUUAUCCCGCCACAAGUCAUUUACUCUCAAACAUCUAAUAUCUGGGUGAAUGUUCAUGAUUUAUUGUACAUUUUUCCAAUAACUAAUAAUGGAGAGGUAACAAUUAUUUGGGCCACUGAAGAUACUGGAUUCAGACAUUUAUAUUUAAUUACCAGUGUAAUCACAAGAAUAGCAAAUGAAAAUGGACUGCAUACCAUUGAUCCAAGUGAAAAUAAUAUGAUGACAUCUAAAUUAGCACUUACUAGUGGAAAUUGGGAAGUUUGUGGUAAAGGCCUUUGGAUUGAUUUAGAGUAUCAAAUUGUUUACUUCAUGGCAGUCAGAGAAUCACCAUUAGAAAAACAUUUGUAUGCUGUUUCAUUAAAAAAUCCGGGAAAUAUUAAAUUGCUCACUAAACCAGGAUAUUCAUAUGAAAUUGAUAUUGAUAAAAAUUGUGAGGUUUGUGUAGCUGUGUACAGUAAUAUAAGGAUACCUCCAUCUUGUCAAGUUUUUCGAUUAGAACAUAGUGAUAUGACUAUUGAAGGAAUACAUUUGCAAUCAUUAGGAUUUUUAGUUGAAAAAAAUGAAGUGAACAGUGUAUUACAAAGCCCUACUCUAAUAACACAUAAAAUUAAUUCUGGCGAUGUUUUAUUUGCCAUGGUAUUUAAGCCACAUAAAUUUGUUGCUGGAAAAAAAUACCCUACUGUUCUUCAUGUUUACGGUGGGCCAGAAGUUCAACUCGUUACCAAUACAUAUAAAGGUGCAAGACAUAUAAGGAUGCACAUGUUAGCAUCUCAAGGUUAUGUUGUUGUUGCUAUAGACUCUCGAGGAUCUAGACACAGAGGUUUACAAUUUGAAAGUCAUUUGAAAGGAAGACUUGGAACGGUAGAACUAUCUGAUCAAAUUGAAGUAUUACAGUGGUUAUCUGAAUAUUUAGGAUAUAUUGAUAUGAAUAGGUUGGCAAUACAUGGAUGGUCAUAUGGUGGAUAUUUGAGUCUUAUGGGUCUAGCCACUUAUUCAAAUAUCUUUAAAGUGGCAAUAGCUGGCGCUCCCGUUACAUCUUGGACUAUGUAUGAUACAGGUUAUACCGAGAGAUAUAUGGAUUUACCCCAACAUAAUUCUGUUGGGUAUAUGAAUGGAUCUGUUUUAAGUUAUGUUAGUCGUUUACCAGAUGAAGAAAACAGACUUCUAAUCAUACAUGGAUUAAUAGAUGAAAAUGUUCAUUUUUCACAUACAAGUUUGUUAAUUAAUACACUAGUAAGAUAUGGUAAACCUUAUCAACUUCAGAUUUAUCCUAAUGAACGACAUAGCCUAAGAAGUUUGGAUGCUACCAAACAUUAUGACACAACAUUUUUAUCAUUUUUGCAAAAUUAUUUAUAAUUGAAACUAAAAUGAUUUAAGUAAAUUUACGAUCUUAUAUUUUAAUUAGCUCUUAUAAUUUUAGCUUAUUUAGUUUUUUUUUUUUUUUGAAUAUUUUGUUUUAUUAUAACUUUUCAAUACUAAUAAGCUUUUCUUAGUUAUUUUUGUGAAACUCAAACAUGUCUUUAGCAUAAAAACAUAUUAUCAUAAAAUAAAAAAUCAAUUUUAUUUAUUUAUUUUUUUAUAUAAUUAAAUAAUUAUUGUAUAUUUAAUAAUUUAUUAUUUUUUAUAUAUUUUUAAACUGUACUUAAGAAUUAAACAAUAUGGAAUUAUGCUGUGAUUUUGUUUUAUUUAAAUGAUUAUUAUUAUAAUAUGUAAAUAUAGUAACAAUAAUAGUAAUUUAUUUAAUUAUUAAUAUAUAGUUAUGUAUAAUAUCCCACAAUAUAGUAUUGUAAUUA